AUGUACAUCCAGGGUGGAUCUAUAGCCACCUGUUUGUUUAUGAUGGAGUGGGUGUUCAUCAUGAACCGGAUGAACUCUCCGGGAAGUUUGGCAGCUCAGCGUCGCGCUGGCCCUCGAGUGGCCAUCCUCCUCUGGUGGAUGUUAUACUGGGUCGCCUCCUCCGAGCUGACCUCCUACAUCUUCAAGCGACAGGAGUACAACAAACCUUUCUUCAGCACAUUCACCAAAACCUCCAUGUUUGUGCUGUACCUGCUGGGUUUCCUGCUGUGGCGCCCCUGGAGGCAGCAGUGCACACGCAAUCUGAAAAGUCAGCGCUCUGUCUUCCUGCCGUCCACUCAAGCCCUGGAGGCUAAGCUGUCCCGCAUGUCCACUACCCCCGCAGCCAAAGACCAUGAAGCUGAUGCUGCCCAGUGUGGCAAGCUCACCGUCACCGAUGUGGCCAAAGUCAGCUUCUUCUUCUGUUUUGUGCUCCAGUUCCUAAGAGAAAUCAUGACAACAUCACUACAGCCUGACAUCGUGAUGGGCUCUGUGGCCACCAAGGCUGUUCUUUUGGUGGAGCUCAUGGUGCCAUGGGACGAUGGGCUGGAGGCAGCUCAUGAGCGGAAGUGGGAAAAAUACUUAGCCGAGUCCAGACUAUCGGGAUCUGAGGACCUGCUGUAUCCUUCGGCUGCCUUCACAGCCACUGGGCCUGUUACACUCAUCUUAACUGCCAUAUUUCCAAGCAACAGCAGUGACCGCUUCACCUUGUCCAAACUGUUAGCUGUGGCUCUCAGCAUAGGAGGUGUUGCCCUUGUGAGUUUUUCCAGCAUGGACAACCCCAAUGACAAAGGCGUCAUAGGCUCCUUGUGGUCAUUGGCUGGAGCCGUACUGUAUGCUAUCUACAUCGUAAUGAUCAAGAGACGAGUGGAUCGGGAGGACAAGCUCAACAUUCCCAUGUUCUUUGGGUUUGUGGGUCUAUUCAACCUGCUGCUGCUGUGGCCCGGUUUCCUCGUGCUACACUACACGGGCUUUGAGAUGUUUGAACUUCCGAGCAAGCUGGUGUGGACUUACAUUCUCGUUAACGGCCUCAUCGGAACAGUUCUCUCAGAGUUCCUGUGGCUGUGGGGCUGUUUCCUCACUUCCUCCUUGAUCGGCACUCUGGCACUGAGCCUUACAAUCCCGCUUUCUAUUCUGGCAGAUAUUUGCAUGCAGAAGGUACGCUUCUCGUGGCUGUUUUUUGCCGGGGCUGUCCCAGUCUUUCUGUCCUUCUUCAUUGCUACACUUUUGUGCCAUUACAACAACUGGGAUCCUGUCAUGGUCGGCCUGAGGAGACUGUACGCCUUCAUUUGCAGGAAACACCGUAUUCAGAGACUGCCUGAAGACAGUGAACAGUGUGAAAGCCUCAUUCCUCUGCACACAGUUUCUCCACAUCAAGGAAGCUUCUGCUCAUGAUCCAACAACCACUUACGAGGUGGUGACUGAGGAUCGGGAUUAUUUCACAGUCUGCUAACUGUCAGAGACGUUGAACUAUGCCGGUGCCUCCAGUUAAAUGUUUAUUCUCAGCCGUUUCUGCCGCUGCUCAUCAGCAAACACAGACGGAGGUUUUUUACUGAGGAGGAUCUUUAAGCUACAGAGGACAUGCACAUUACGUCGGUCCAAACGCUGUGGUACUGACGAUGCUAAUAACGGUGCAGCAGCAGCACUCUGGCUUCCAGGUGUUCUUCCUGUGGACUCAUGAAGGAAGACCGCUGGGCUGACGUCGUCUUUGUCCAUAAUCCCUUUUUGCUGUUUUGCAGGUGUGACUGAGAAUUUCUGAUGAUGAAAAUUUAAAACACUUAAUCUUAAAUUGAGUCUUCACUUCUUCUUCUGGGGCUCAGGUGGUAGUGUGGGUCGGGGAUCAAACUCUGAUUACUUUCCUGCAUGUCCAACAAAGCCCAGACACUCUCUCUGCUCAGGUUGUCACUUUGCAUCAUGCUGGUAAGUCUGUCUGUCUGUCUCUCUGUCUGUCUGUCUCUUUCUUUCUCUCUCUCUCUCUCUCUCUCUCUCUCUCUCUCUCUCUCUCUCACUCUGUCUGUCUCUCUCUCACUCUCUGUCUCUCUC
Molecule: messenger RNA, 2079 nt
Organism: Thalassophryne amazonica
Lineage: Eukaryota; Metazoa; Chordata; Actinopteri; Batrachoidiformes; Batrachoididae
Product: solute carrier family 35 member F5-like
Biological process (GO): regulation of peptide transport
Source: RefSeq, a predicted model, not a curated record